GAAGUAAUUGAAUAAGCCCCGGAAGUUUGGAACUAUCGCCGGCGUGGGUUCGCAGGUAGAUCGCGGUGCCAGUUGCUAUGGAACCGGUCGGGCCUUGUGGUUUCUGCCCGGCGGGGGAGGCCCAGCCCGCGCGUUACACCUGCCCUCGCUGUAAUGCGCCCUAUUGCUCGCUGCGCUGCUACCGGACGCAUGGCACCUGCGCAGAAAACUUCUACCGUGACCAGGUGCUGGGAGAGCUCCGCGGCCGCAGCGCCUCGCCCAGCCGCCUGGCAAGCGCCCUACGCCGGCUGCGUCAGCAACGCGAUACCGAGGACGAGCCUGGGGAAACAGGCCUUAGCCCCGGCCCAGCGCCCGGCGGCCUCUCGGGACUGUGGGAGCGGCUGGCGCCGGCCGAAAAAACUGCCUUCGAGCGGCUGCUGAGCCGUGGUGAGGCCGGGCGGCUGCUGCCUCCAUGGCGGCCGUGGUGGUGGAAGCGCGGAGCCGGACCGCGGCGGCUUCUGGAGGAGCUGGAUGAUGUCCCGGGCAGUGAUGCCGCGGGGCUGGAGCCCGCCCUUGCGAGGACCCCGCCGGAAUCUAUGAAAGAUGCCUUCGCCGCGGAGCUCGCGGCUGCCGAGCUGGUUCUUGGAGAUGUCCCGGGGGCCUGCACGCCCGCCAUACCCACCCGCAUCCCCACGCUGGUCAGCCUGAGCCGCGGCCCAGUCUCACCGCUCGUGCGCUUCCAGCUGCCCAAUGUGCUGUUCGCCUACGCGCAUACUCUCGCCCUGUAUCACGGCGGUGACGACGCACUGCUCUCUGACUUCUGUGCUACACUGCUCGGCGUUUCCGGAGCCCUGGGUGCCCAGCAAGUCUUCGCCUCUGCGGAAGAAGCCCUGCAGGCCGCAGCCCACGUGCUGGAAGCAGGCGAACACCCGCCUGGGCCCCUGGGCACACGAGGGGCUAUGCACGAGGUCGCUCGCAUCCUGCUGGGUGAGGGCCCGACCAACCAGAAAGGCUACACGCUGGCAGCACUGGGAGACCUGGCAAAGACCCUGGGCCGUGCCCGGAAACAGGCUGUGCUUAGAGAAGAGCGAGAUCAUCUUUACCGGGCCCGGAAAAAGUGCCAAUUCCUCCUGGCCUGGACCAAUGAAAAUGAGGCUGCCCUCACACCCCUGGCUCUAGAUUGCGCCAGGGCUCACCAAGCCCAUGCUGUGGCAGCCGAGGAGGUGGCCGCCCUCACUGGGGAGCUGGAGCGGCUUUGGGGAGGCCCCGUGCCACCUGCCCCAAGGACUCUCAUUGAGGAGCUCCCUGGCUGAACUGGGGACCCUGGUCGUUAAUAAAGCUGUGACUGGUCA
This is a messenger RNA of Mandrillus leucophaeus (drill), 1331 nucleotides long. It is a transcript of the gene ZNHIT2, whose product is annotated as zinc finger, HIT-type containing 2. The transcript has a single exon. NCBI's taxonomy places the organism in Eukaryota, Metazoa, Chordata, Mammalia, Primates, Cercopithecidae. The coding region runs from base 78 to 1292 and encodes 404 amino acids. The record is from RefSeq and is a predicted model, not a curated record.